Messenger RNA from Schistocerca serialis cubense, 1041 nucleotides. RefSeq lists its product as uncharacterized. The coding region runs from base 114 to 974 and encodes 286 amino acids. The transcript has 2 exons. The record is from RefSeq and is a predicted model, not a curated record. Gene Ontology annotation, cellular component: transcription regulator complex; nucleus. Lineage: Eukaryota; Metazoa; Arthropoda; Insecta; Orthoptera; Acrididae. Gene Ontology annotation, biological process: regulation of transcription by RNA polymerase II.
UCAGGCAAGGCACGGCAUUCUUCAAGCAACCACAGAGUGCAGUUUCAGUUUAUUCGUUCCAUAGUUCUUACACUUUCAUUCUGUUUUCGUAAUUCCUCGCCGUUAGCCUACACAUGACUCGGGAAAUAGACACUAAGCGAUUAAUUUCGUUAGUGAAAGAACGGCCAGUAAUAUGGGACAAAACUCUGGAAAAUUACAAGGUCAGGAUUCAUACGAAAAAUGCGUGGAUUGGUAUAUUCAAGGAAUUGAAUGGUUCGUAUCAAGGCAUGAACUACAGGGAAAGAACUGAAUAUGGCAAAAGUGUUAUGAGAAAAUGGACCAACGUUCGAGAUUCAUUUCAUAAAAGCGAAAGGAAGAACACUUCUUCCUUUAAAUCAAGAUUUGGAAAACAGACAACUUCAACAUACAUUUACGGACAAGAAUUACAAUUUUUAAAGAAAGCGUCCAGCGGAUGUCCUACUGAAGUCAGUAAGCCAGUCGUUAAUGAAGAUUCUAAUUGUAUCACUGACUCUUGCAGUGAGGAAGAUAGUGAACUGAAGGAAACGGUCCCAAAAAAUAAGGGAACGCAUAAACAAGAUACCGUGGAACAGCGGAUGGCGGACGUUUCUAAACAACAUUCAGAUCGCCAUAUAUCGUUUUUCAGAGGUAUAAUUCCAUCGUUAGAAACAUUCGACGAUGAUGAGAUAGUAGAAUUUCAGCUAAAUGUUCUUCAGAUCAUUGCAAACAUUAAAAAACGAAAGAGGACAUCAACAAAUAUUAGUGAAGCUAUUAACGUUUCUCAGCAUCGACAGGCACAAAGCCCAUCUAUACCUGUUCAUUCCUCAUGCCAGAACCUUCAGCAUGUCUUCAACCCUGCCGAUGAGCAGAUAUCUUCAGGAACUGGAACCACCCUGUAUUGUGACAGUGUAGAACAGAAAUGUUCACGACCGCCUUCCAGUCUACCCAAUGCAUCAGACAAUUUAGAAAAUUCGUGAUUCGUAUGGUUUUACUAUUAUGUAAACAACAAAACCUACACUUAUGUUAAAUCUUUUGUGAUGCUCG